Molecule: messenger RNA, 1578 nt
Organism: Cryptomeria japonica (Japanese cedar)
Lineage: Eukaryota; Viridiplantae; Streptophyta; Pinopsida; Cupressales; Cupressaceae
Product: monooxygenase 1
Exons: 7
Coding region: 250-1485 (411 amino acids)
Molecular function (GO): FAD binding; oxidoreductase activity
Source: RefSeq, a predicted model, not a curated record
ACACGGAGAAGAAAUUUAUUGGCUUGUUUUCUUUGAAUUUCAUGUGCGAGGUGCAGAUCCGUCUACUGACGGUGGAGUGGGUGUACACCUGUGUUAAGGAACGGGCAAAGAUCCCAUGCAUCGGCUUGCAUUCCUGCUAGAAGAGCUUGACCAAGAAUUUCUCAUUACCGAUUUCAUUUGAGGCCAAACAGUGGAAUAAAAAAGGGAGAGGUUUUGGGUGUUGUGCACAAGUGCAAUCAAACUUUAGUCAUGGAUUUCGAUGGCAUAGUAAUGGUGGGAGGCGGAAUUGCAGGUCUCGCCACCGCUCUGGCUCUUCACAGAGUGGGGAUGAAAAGGAUCUUAGUGUUGGAAAGAGCAGAAUCGCUGCGGACCUCUGGAACUGCCAUUGGAAUGUGGUCUAAUGGUUGGAAGGCACUCGAUGCACUUGGCGUUGGACAAUCUCUCCGCCAACAGCAUUGUCUUUUGCAAAAUUCUAAGCUGAUCUCUCGCUCUGAUGGAACCACUGUGAAUAUCCCUAUUGAUACUAGUUUCCAGGAACUGAGGUUUGUGAAAAGAGCUCUUCUGCUGGAAACCCUGGCGAGUGUUCUUCCUCCAGAGGCCAUUAAAUUUAACUGCAAAGUGGUUGAUGUGAGGCAAUUUCCUCGUUCAAAGCUGAUGUGGGAAAUAGAACUGGAAGAUGGAAGCAUCAUCAGGGCAAAGGGUGUGAUAGCGUGCGAUGGAGUGAAUUCUUUACUUGCAGAAAGCGUAUUAGGGCUUCCGCGUGCAACCAGUUCAGCGCAAUGUGCAGUCCGCGGACUGUCAAGUUACCCAGAGGGCCACCCAUUCCCACCCACACGUCAGCUUCAUAUGGCAGAGGGCUUCUUGAUGGGCAUCAUACCCGUCACCGAAAAAGAGGUCUACUGGUUCAUAAGCUCCGCAUCAACUCCUCCAGAUAUUUGGGAAAUCGUGCAAAAUCCAGAUCGCAUUUUUCAAUGGAGUGAAGCUACGCUAAAAGAAUUUCCAGAAGAGAUAAGAGAAAUGGUAAAGAAAACAAGCAAUGAUGUUAUAGAUAUGACAGUAUUAAAAUUUCGAUGGCCAUGGAGUAUGUUGAUGGGGAGGUUAUGGAAGGGAACAAUGACAGCUGUAGGGGAUGCAAUGCAUCCAAUGACACCUUAUGUCGCCCAAGGUGGUUGUUCAACACUUGAAGAUGCCAUUGUUCUUGCUAGAUGUUUUGUACAUGUAGAGGAAGAUUCCAUUAACAAAUUAGAUGAAUCACAAAGGAUUAUAGAGGCAUUCAAGAAGUAUACAAAUGAAAGGAGGUGGAGAUGGAUUCGAUUGAUGACUCAAUCUUACAUCACAGGAAUUGUACAAGAGGGGUCUAACAUUUUUCUUAAAUUUAUUAGAGAUAAAAUUAUGCUUAGGAUUAAGGUUCCCAAUCCAUCUGAUUUUGAUUGUGGUACUCUUCCCACUAUAGCUCCAUUAAAAUCUUCAUUGUUGAAUCAAUAAUAUAGUUUUGUACAAAAGCAUGUGAGAAUUUAUUAUUAUUGUUAUAGUUUAUGCAACAAACUAUAGAAGUCUUGAAGAACAAAUCAAAUAAAU